This is a messenger RNA of Carcharodon carcharias (great white shark), 4366 nucleotides long. It is a transcript of the gene fkbp4, whose product is annotated as FKBP prolyl isomerase 4. The coding region runs from base 159 to 1565 and encodes 468 amino acids. NCBI's taxonomy places the organism in Eukaryota, Metazoa, Chordata, Chondrichthyes, Lamniformes, Lamnidae. Gene Ontology annotation, molecular function: peptidyl-prolyl cis-trans isomerase activity; protein binding. The record is from RefSeq and is a predicted model, not a curated record. The transcript has 10 exons.
UCUGGAAAGUUCUGUGACCCGCCUCCCAUUAUCACACUCCCAAACGGUCGAGAGUUUUGGCACGUUCGGACUGACGGUACAAGUUGGGCGUGUGGUGUCCGUCCCUGCGUCUGAAAUAUAAACCUUCUCGUGAAGCAAACUUGUUUUUGAGCAGAACGAUGACUGCAGGAGAAGAGAAAAGCGAGCAGCAGAUCGCUAUCGAGGGGGAAGAUAUCAGCCCCAAGAAAGAUGGAGGAGUUCUAAAGCUGAUAAAAAAGGAUGGCACUGGUGAUGACACUCCAAUGACAGGAGAUAAGGUCUCUGUCCACUAUACUGGAGUGCUGUUAGAUGGAACUAAAUUUGACUCUAGCAGAGACCGAGAUGACUAUUUCACAUUUGACCUUGGCAAAGGGCAAGUUAUUAAAGCAUGGGACGUUGCUGUGGCCACCAUGAAGAUCAAUGAAGUCUGCCAGAUCAUCUGUAAGCCAGAAUAUGCCUAUGGCUCUGCAGGUAGCCCGCCAAAAAUUCCACCCAAUGCCACUCUUGUGUUUGAGAUCGAGCUUUUUGAAAUCAAAGCAGAAGAUCUGACAGAGGAGGAAGAUGGUGGAAUUAUUCGCCGAAUCCGAAAGAAGGGAGAAAGUUACUCUAAACCUAAUGAGGGAGCAUCUGUUGAGAUCCAUUUGGAAGGAAAAUAUCAGGGUACAAUCUUUGACAGUCGAGAUGUGUCAUUUAUCAUUGGCGAUGGUGAAGAACUCAAUGUUCCUCCAGGAAUUGAGAAGGCAUUACAAGAAAUGGAAAAGGGAGAAGAGGCUAUUAUUUCGCUAAAACCAAAAUAUGGAUUCGGUGAAUCUGGAAACUCAAAACUGAACAUCCCACCAAGUGCAAACCUAGUGUAUGAAGUUGUAUUGAAAAACUUUGAAAAGGCAAAAGAGUCUUGGGAGAUGAACAUAGAUGAAAAACUGGAACAGUCUGCCAUUGUCAAAGAGAAGGGAACGUUGUAUUUCAAGGUGGGCAAGUAUAAACAGGCCACCAUCCACUACAAGAAAAUUGUAGGUUGGCUGGAACAUGAGAGCGGACUAACUGAAGAAAACCUAAAGCAAUCCAAUGCGUUGAGGCUAGCAGCCCAUCUCAACCUUGCCAUGUGCUACAUCAAAAUGGAUGAGAAUUUGCAAGCUGUAGAGAAUUGUGAAAAGGCAUUAGAGCUAGAUGCAAACAAUGAAAAGGCCCUUUUCAGAAUGGGUGAGGCAAGACUCGCAAUGAACGAUUAUGAACUGGCAAAAGAAAACUUCCAAAAGCUUGUGCAGCUUUACCCCAAUAAAGCAGCCAAAGUCCAGAUUGGAAUCUGUCAGAAGAAAAUAAGAGAGCAAUUGGAUCUGGAGAAAAAGAUCUAUGCUAAAAUGUUCCCAAAAUUUGCAGAUACCAGUGCCAAGCAGAAAGAGGUUCUCAAAACAAAAUCCGAAAAAGAAGCUGCUGCCGUGAUAACAGAGCAAGAAGAGAAUAAGGAGAACCUAGAUGAAGGUGGCAAAGGAGAGCCCAUGGAAACGGAAACCAUUCACAAGUCUCAGGAACUGGAUGCUACAGCAUGAGUGAUGUGGAUUUUGAAGCUGCAUUUUUUUUAAAGCUUUUGUUAUAGUACAGUAUCCCAUGUGUAUUAUUAAUGCACCAGUAAAGAGUUUUACGUACUUACUCACCUGAGUCACACAAGCUAUUUAAAAAAAAAAGACCACACAUGCUGGAAUUGCUGAGUUUCUAAGUCACACUGGAUUGGCAGCAGUCAGUUUUUAUGGCCUGCCUUCGGCACUGCUGUGAUAUUGUUAGAUGACAAUUGAGAUGAGCCUGCUCUUGAGAACAUGUAGGAAAUAGAAACUGGAAUGAGCAGCUGGUAGCUCUGAAUUAUUCUAACUUAAAGAAAUAAAAGUGAUUUAUUUUUAAUCCCUUGCAAGGGAAUGUAUCCUUCCUCCUGCAUCCUUCCACUUUCCUUCUUCUUGCCCCAACACAGACACACACUGCUUUUUUUAUAAUGAAUGGUCUACUGUGAUAAAUUUCAUAUGCUUAUAGGAGGUACCUGAGAAUUGACAGAUCUGUGUGACGUGUUCCUGGAACUUGGGUAAAGAUGUGUUGGUACUGUUACUGCUGUGCUUCUGAGAUGUUUAUUUUAAAGUGAAGAACUUUGUUUUGCUGUUUGUAACUUAUGUAUAAGUAUCAGCAGGUAAUGCAGCUUUAUUGUAGACUUACUGUAUUCCACAGAAUGGCACCUUUUUGUUUUUACAUAUUGAAGAUUAUUGCGUGUCCUUCAUCAAAUUGACAAUAUGGAAAGAGGUGGUCUUGUAUUACCUAAAACUUCUAACAUUGAAAGGCCAUUCAAUGGUCGAGGCCAAUGUUUGUUUCACAUGAGCCUCCCCCCACCCCAACCACCUACUAGAUCAAAGCCUAUUAACAUCUCCUCCCAUUCACUUCUCCCUCCUGUUCUUAUUUGCUUGGCCUAAUAGCCAAGUGGUUAUGAUACUGGGCUUGUAACCCCAAGAUCAAGAGUUCAAAUCUCACCAUGGCAAACUAUGAAACAAUGUAAACUCCUGUUCUUAUUUAGCUUCCCCCUAAAUGCUGCAAUUCUAUGUGGUAUUAAGUUCCACACUCUAACCACUUAAGUUCCUUAUUGAAUUUAUUAGUUUCUAUCUUAUAUAUAUAACACAGUUUUGGAUUACCCGUAAGUAGAAACAUCCUCUCUCGGUCUACCCUUUGAAACUCUUGAUAAUUCCAAAAGAUGACCCUUUUCUAAAAAAGAGAGCCUCUAUUUGUGUAUCUUCCCUGUUACUUAAAACACAUAACCCUUGUAUCAUUCUUGUAAAUCUUUCUUGCACCUUCUGCAGUGCCUCCAUGUACUUUAUAAGUAUAUUAUGUCCAGCAAGUCUUUGCUCCACCCAAAUUCCCCCAUAAUGUGAUGAGGGAAGAGAUCUGCCACACAUAAUUUCAGAAUUCCCGACUCCCUUUAGUAGUAUUUAAUUCAAGAAAUUCUGACCAGUUAGAUACAGGCUGCCUUCACACCAAUGCCAUGUCCCUCGUGAGUUUCUAUGGCUUACUUACCUCAACGAUUGUGCACUUAGGUCACCUUGGUUAAUCCACCUGGGUUUAGCUCAGAGUAAGGUUUAAAUGAUUUAUGACUGUCAUGAGGUUGAUUCUUGAUUUGUUUUUUUUCUCCCCCUCCAUUUCUGCUCACUUUGACAUUUUGAGUCAAUCUUACCAAAUUGUUUAAUUAGUUAAACUAUUUUAUGUUUUGACAAAGUCUACCCCAAUGAUGGUCACCAGAUUUACAUCACUAUCUAUAAAUGAGAUUUUUUUGGUUCAAAUUUUUCUUGAUAGGUAGCGCCUUGCAGUGCCAUCUGUCCCUGGGGAAUUGACGUGGUCUGAGUAAUUUUGCUUCAAGUGGUGCUAUGUGAUCAAGCUCCCUUUCCCUCCCCCCAUAGACUCCUGUUUACUAACCAGAUUUGCACAACUCAUUUGAUUUCCCUCCCAAGCUUUGACACUGUAACGUAGUUUUUCCUCUAGUAUCCCUACUACACCAAAAAUUACACACACGAUAAUUAUUUACAUCCCAAAGAAAUUAAGUGUCCUGUUGCCUUUUGAUUUAUUUUGACUUCCUUGGAUCUCAGCUGUUCCUUAUUUAUAACUGAUGGUUUUAACACACAGUCAAUCUAAUUCAAAGCCAGUGCUUUCAAAACCACUAGAAUACAUUGCCCAUCCAAAAAUCAAAGACGGUAUUACUUAGGUUGUACAAUUAUUUAAUAAAACUUUAAUCUGGCUUAAUGUCAACAAAAUUUAAAGAGCAAAAUUAUAUAAUGAGUAAAAGUGAAUGGAACUAUUGCCUGUUUUACACAAGCUAAAAUUACCCGCAAUAUGUGUAAAACUGUUCUUGGUGAGAUUUUUUUCUAGCAUUGAAAUUUAAUUGUUUUAAAUUCCUUGGUGUUUUUUUGUUCAAAAUCAAACCCAAAGAACCCUACUUUAUUAAAAAUGUACAAAGCUAUAGAUGUAAAUUCUAGAAUUUAAGUUUUACAAUUCCCAAGUUUUUACCAUUGAUAAUUGCUACAGGCUUUGUCUUGCUGCUAAGUCACAUAAAAGGCUUAUCUGCUUUGUUUCCGGACACUCUUCAAUGGACCAUUAUUUCGAGUCUGCAAGAAAGGGGCUGUGGUUCCAGUUCUAUGCAAUACAGUAACAUAUGUCUUUAGUGCUUGAUCUUCUGGUGGAAAAAAUGUCUAAGAUUUGCAUCUAGUACUACUAUGUUUUCCAGCUUGAUUUACAACCAAAAGGUGAUUGUAUGUAUGUAAAUACUUUUUUGUUUUGUUUGAGGGCAGCAUAGGAGUAAAACCAAUAAUAAAAAUUCAGGAACUUGAAA